CAUAAAAAAAAACCCAGACAUGGGCUACAGUUAUCUUUCUUGUUCCACUUCGGUGGCAGCAUCUUUGCUCUUUGGAAUUUUCAUUUUUUGGCUAUUGCCUCAGUCUGCAUUUUGCACGACAAGGCACUAUACAUUCAAUAUUGUGCAGCAUAAUGUAACGCGAUUAUGCACCACGAAGAGCAUAGUUAGCGUGAAUGGACAUUUUCCUGGCCCUCGUCUUGUUGCAAGAGAAGGUGAUCGAGUGAUCGUUAAGGUGGUUAACCAUGUAUCCAACAAUAUCUCUAUUCAUUGGCAUGGAAUUCGGCAACUUACAAGCGGAUGGGCAGAUGGACCAGCAUAUGUAACACAAUGUCCGAUACAAACUAACCAGAGAUACACGUAUAACUUCACGAUCAUCGGUCAGAGAGGAACUCUGUUCUGGCAUGCUCAUAUUUCAUGGCUCAGAGCAACAGUUUAUGGACCUAUUAUCAUUCUGCCAAGAAAAAAUGAGUCCUAUCCAUUUAAGAAACCUUACAAGGAAAUUCCAAUCAUAUUUGGGGAAUGGUGGAAUGCAGAUCCUGAGGCUGUAAUUAACCAGGCUCUUCAGAUAGGAGGUGGUCCAAAUGUUUCAGAUGCAUAUACCAUUAAUGGUUUCCCAGGGCCCUUGUAUAAUUGUUCCUCUAAAGAUACAUUCAAGCUGAAAGUGAAACCAGGAAAGACUUAUAUGCUACGUCUGAUCAACGCUGCACUGAAUGAUGAAAUGUUCUUCAGCAUUGCCAAUCAUACCCUCACCAUUGUUGAAGCAGACGCUGUUUACACCAAACCAUUUGACACAAAUGUAGUUUUUAUUACCCCUGGCCAAACCACCAAUGUUCUUCUUAGAACAAAGCCGUUUCACCCAAACGCCACCUUCCUAAUGGCGGCUCAGCCAUAUUUCACCGGCCAAGGAACGUUUGACAACUCCACUGUUGCCGGUAUCCUAGAAUAUAAACCCCCCUUAAAUGGUUCUCCGACCAGCAGCGAUAAAAUCAAGCUCUUUAAACCAACUCUACCAAAUAUAACUGCAACAGGUUUUGUUGCUAAUUUCACCAAGAAAUUCCGCAGCUUAGCCAGUGCUCGAUUCCCAGCAAACGUUCCACAAACUGUUGACAAACGUUUUCUGUUUACAGUAGGACUAGGUUCGAGCCCAUGCCCUAAAAACACGACAUGUCAAGGACCUAAUGGCACAAAAUUUGCAGCAUCAGUAAAUAAUGUAUCUUUUGCUCUUCCAACAACAGCACUUCUGCAAUCUCAUUUCUUUGGACAAUCAAACGGUGUUUACACCACAGAUUUUCCAACCAACCCUCUAAAUCCAUUCAACUAUACAGGAACUCCACCAAACAACACUUUAGUAACCACUGCAACAAAGACUGUUGUCUUGCCAUUUAAUUCGAGUGUCGAGGUUGUGCUACAGGACACUAACAUUCUUGGCGCUGAAAAUCACCCCCUUCACCUCCACGGUUACAAUUUCUUCGUCGUUGGUGAAGGGUUUGGCAACUUUGAUCCUAACAAAGACCCUGCCAACUUCAAUCUCAAUGAUCCUGUAGAGAGGAACACGGUUGGUGUCCCGGCUGGUGGAUGGAUUGCUUUUAGAUUCUUCGCAGAUAACCCUGGAGUAUGGUUCAUGCAUUGCCAUUUUGAUGUGCACACAAGCUGGGGACUGAGGAUGGCUUGGAUCGUGUUAGAUGGGCUAUUACCGAGUCAAAAGUUACCUCCUCCACCUUCAGAUCUUCCAAAAUGUUGAACAAGAGCAGAGGUUCAACGGCUCGCUUGCAAUUUCUUGAGUGUUUUUAUCUCCUUUUUCGUUCCGGCUAAUUAAGUUAAUGUGUUAUUCUUUUCUGUUACCUUGAAACAGUGAGAACUGUCAACAAUGUUCUUCACUUAUUUGACAAAUUUAUUCCCCAUCAAGACUUUCGCCACUUCUCUUAAA
Nicotiana attenuata is the source of this 1948-nucleotide messenger RNA. RefSeq names its product laccase-17-like. Gene Ontology annotation, molecular function: copper ion binding; hydroquinone:oxygen oxidoreductase activity. Lineage: Eukaryota; Viridiplantae; Streptophyta; Magnoliopsida; Solanales; Solanaceae. Gene Ontology annotation, biological process: lignin catabolic process. The transcript has 6 exons. Gene Ontology annotation, cellular component: apoplast. The record is from RefSeq and is a predicted model, not a curated record. Bases 20 to 1762 code for a protein of 580 amino acids.